Molecule: messenger RNA, 1718 nt
Organism: Salvia miltiorrhiza (redroot sage)
Lineage: Eukaryota; Viridiplantae; Streptophyta; Magnoliopsida; Lamiales; Lamiaceae
Product: ubiquitin carboxyl-terminal hydrolase 4-like
Exons: 6
Coding region: 361-1473 (370 amino acids)
Biological process (GO): protein deubiquitination
Cellular component (GO): nucleus; cytosol
Molecular function (GO): cysteine-type deubiquitinase activity; cysteine-type endopeptidase activity
Source: RefSeq, a predicted model, not a curated record
ACAAAUCAACACGAUCUCAUAAUGUCCAAGCACGAGAUUCGUCACUCACUUCUUUUCGUCCUUCAUUCAAAUCUAAAUUUUAUCGCAUUAAUUCUUUAUUUUCGUUUUAAAUUAUUAAUAAAUAAAAUCGAGAGUCAAUACUCGAUGAAUGAAUAGAUACACCUACAACUACAAGGUCGUAGGUGAAGAAAACAACAAUCUUGAUUUCACAAAAUCAGCUCCUCAAAGAAACCCAACUAUAAAGGGAUUGAAAAGAAAGGCGUCUAAUAAUCAAACUGUAGCAGAGUUAGAGAGAGAUUGGCGAGAGGUGAAGAUGCGUGGAGGAGAGAGAAAGCGAGAGGGAUAGAGGAGUUCUGGUAUAUGGUGGAUGGUGUCACACUCACAAUGGGUGUGGCGGGCUCCAAGUUAGAGAAGGCUUUGGGCGACCAUUUUCCCGAAGGUGAAAGAUAUUUCGGCUUGGAGAAUUUCGGCAACACAUGCUAUUGUAACAGCGUUUUGCAGGCUCUCUACUUUUGUGUACCAUUUCGUGAACAAUUAUUGGAGUAUUAUUCCAACAACAAAAGCCAAGGCGAAGCAGAUGAAAACCUCUUGACUUGUCUUGCGGAACUUUUUUCACAGAUUAACUCUCAGAAGAAGAAAACAGGUGUGAUAGCUCCAAAACGCUUUGUGCAAAGGCUUAGAAAAGAAAAUGAUGUUUUCAGGGGAUACAUGCACCAGGAUGCUCAUGAAUUUCUGAACUUCUUGCUAAACCAACUUGUUGACAUACUGGAGAAAGAGUGUCUCAAAGCAACAAGUGAGAAUGUCUCAAAUGGGCCGAGCAACGGUCAUGUCAAUGGUGUUAAGCAGGAACUUGCGGUUACCUGGGUCCACAAAAAUUUUCAGGGUAUUCUCACAAAUGAGACGAGGUGUUUAAGGUGUGAGACAGUUACUGCAAGGGACGAGACAUUCUUAGAUUUAAGCCUUGAUAUUGAACAAAACAGCUCAAUUACUAGCUGCCUCAAGAAUUUCAGCUCUACGGAAACCCUGAAUGCUGAAGAUAAAUUCUUCUGUGACAAAUGCUGCAGUUUGCAAGAAGCCCAGAAGAGGAUGAAGAUAAAGAAAUCACCUCGUAUCUUGGUGAUUCAUCUCAAGCGAUUCAAGUACAUGGAACAACUAAACAGACACAAGAAGUUAUCCUACCGGGUUGUGUUCCCCCUGGAACUGAAACUCAGCACCACGUUGGAUGCUGGCGACUCCGAGUACUCGUUGUUUGCUGUGGUUGUUCAUGUGGGGACGGGGCCAAACCACGGGCAUUACGUAAGUCUUGUGAAAAGUCAUAAUCACUGGCUGUUUUUUGAUGAUGAGAAUGCGGAGAUGAUUGAUGAGUCGGCCAUCCAGACGUUUUUCGGAUCUGCCCAAGAAUACUCGAGCAACACAGACCAUGGAUACAUUCUGUUUUAUGAGAGCCUCAGUGGUGAUAACAAGUCACUCUAACUUUACUUUGAGGAGGAAACUUGUCUGGCUACCCUCUAUUUUCCAUAGCAUGUGGCACCUGCAAGGCUUGGUCUUUGUACAGGAAUAACUCAGCCCCACAAGUCUAGAAUAGAGAUAUACUUUGUAACUUCACCUAAAUAUUUUGCUACCAACUGUGAUGUUUUUGGCAAUCCUCUCUCUGUCUCUGUCGCAUCUAUUUUGUACAAUAUUCUUAAGGUUAUAAUGGGCUUAUUUAUCAGGAUUUA